AUGGGGAUUAAGCCGCAGCCGGAUAUAAGGCCAGUGCGCGCAUCAGGUGCGGCGCGCGUGCGCACUGCCGCCCGCCUCGCCACGGCGUCGCUCCGGCGUCCGACGCCGGCGUCCAGCAGUCUGUGCGGCGGCGGGCGCGGCGGCAGACAUGCGAGCAUGGCCAUCCUGCAGUCGUGCUGCUGCUGGCGCUCGGUGCGCAUGGGCAGCUACGCCAGCGCCGCCUACACCACGGCGUACUUCUCGGUGAUGGUGGUGAUCAUGGGCCGCGUGUUGCACGAGGAGCGGCAGUACCUGCAGGGCUAUGUGCCGGCGCCGCAGACAACCAGCGUGCUGGAGGCGGGGCCCAUCUCACCAGCGACCAUGUGCCUGACGGUGGCGGUGCUGGCGUGCGCCAGCUGCGGGGUCAUCGCCUCUCUUCUGCUGUUCUACGGCCUGUACACGGACCGGCGGCUGCUGCUGGUGCCGUGGAUCCUGGUGGUGGCCGCCAACCUGCUGCUCGACCUGGCCCACGUCGUCACCACCAUCGCCAUCGGCGCGCUUACAUUCAAUCCACUCACAGCGUUUCUGUUCACAAUCGACUUUUUCCUCAUCACACUCAACGUGUACGCUCUGCUGUGCGUCGUGUCGCAGUUCCAGGAGUAUAAGGCUGGCCGAGGGACCGCCGCGGACGAUCAGUGCAUCCGACACGUGAGUAUCACAGCAGCUCUCAGUGCGAAAGUAAUACGAAAUGUUUAG
Schistocerca cancellata (South American locust) is the source of this 735-nucleotide messenger RNA. RefSeq lists its product as uncharacterized. The transcript has 7 exons. The coding region runs from base 1 to 735 and encodes 244 amino acids. NCBI's taxonomy places the organism in Eukaryota, Metazoa, Arthropoda, Insecta, Orthoptera, Acrididae. The record is from RefSeq and is a predicted model, not a curated record.